Messenger RNA from Knipowitschia caucasica, 2532 nucleotides. Lineage: Eukaryota; Metazoa; Chordata; Actinopteri; Gobiiformes; Gobiidae. The record is from the annotation of a GenBank genome assembly.
AUGGAAACUACUGCAACUCCCUCCUCCAUCAACCACAUCACCUCCUCCAUCAACCACAUCACCUCCUCCAUCAACCACAUCACCUCCUCCAUCAACCACAUCACCUCCUCCAUCAACCACAUCACCUCCUCCAUCAACCACAUCACCUCCUCCAUCAACCACAUCACCUCCUCCAUCAACCACAUCACCUCCUCCAUCAACCACACCACCUCCUCCAUCAACCACAUCACCUCCUCCAUCAACCACAUCACCUCCUCCAUCAACCACACCACCUCCUCCAUCAACCACAUCACCUCCUCCUCCAUCAACCACAUCACCUCCUCCUCCAUCAACCACAUCACCUCCUCCUCCAACCACACCACCUCCUCCAUCAACCACACCACCUCCUCCAUCAACCACACCACCUCCUCCAUCAACCACACCACCUCCUCCAUCAACCACACCACCUCCUCCAUCAACCACAUCACCUCCUCCAUCAACCACACCACCUCCUCCAUCAACCACAUCACCUCCUCCUCCAUCAACCACAUCACCUCCUCCUCCAUCAACCACAUCACCUCCUCCAUCAACCACAUCACCUCCUCCAUCAACCACACCACCUCCUCCAUCAACCACACCACCUCCUCCAUCAACCACACCACCUCCUCCAUCAACCACAUCACCUCCUCCAUCAACCACAUCACCUCCUCCAUCAACCACAUCACCUCCUCCAUCAACCACACCACCUCCUCCAUCAACCACAUCACCUCCUCCAUCAACCACACCACCUCCUCCAUCAACCACAUCACCUCCUCCAUCAACCACACCACCUCCUCCAUCAACCACAUCACCUCCUCCAUCAACCACAUCACCUCCUCCAUCAACCACAUCAAUCAAUCAAUCAAUCAAAGUUUAUUUGAGGCGGGGGAGUGCGGUGGGGUCCGAGGGGGCUCAGAUGUAAACAGUCACAUCACCUCCUCCAUCAACCACAUCACCUCCUCCAUCAACCACAUCACCUCCUCCAUCAACCACAUCUCCUCCUCCAUCAACCACAUCUCCUCCUCCAUCAACCACAUCACCUCCUCCUCCAUCAACCACAUCACCUCCUCCUCCAUCAACCACAUCACCUCCUCCAUCAACCACAUCACCUCCUCCAUCAACCACAUCACCUCCUCCAUCAACCACACCACCUCCUCCAUCAACCACAUCACCUCCUCCUCCAUCAACCACAUCACCUCCUCCUCCAUCAACCACAUCACCUCCUCCUCCAACCACACCACCUCCUCCAUCAACCACACCACCUCCUCCAUCAACCACACCACCUCCUCCAUCAACCACAUCACCUCCUCCAUCAACCACAUCACCUCCUCCAUCAACCACAUCACCUCCUCCAUCAACCACACCACCUCCUCCAUCAACCACAUCACCUCCUCCAUCAACCACAUCACCUCCUCCAUCAACCACAUCACCUCCUCCUCCAACCACACCACCUCCUCCAUCAACCACACCACCUCCUCCAUCAACCACACCACCUCCUCCAUCAACCACAUCACCUCCUCCAUCAACCACAUCACCUCCUCCAUCAACCACAUCACCUCCUCCAUCAACCACACCACCUCCUCCAUCAACCACAUCACCUCCUCCAUCAACCACAUCACCUCCUCCAUCAACCACAUCACCUCCUCCAUCAACCACACCACCUCCUCCAUCAACCACAUCACCUCCUCCUCCAUCAACCACAUCACCUCCUCCUCCAUCAACCACAUCACCUCCUCCUCCAACCACACCACCUCCUCCAUCAACCACACCACCUCCUCCAUCAACCACACCACCUCCUCCAUCAACCACAUCACCUCCUCCAUCAACCACAUCACCUCCUCCAUCAACCACAUCACCUCCUCCAUCAACCACAUCACCUCCUCCAUCAACCACAUCACCUCCUCCAUCAACCACAUCACCUCCUCCAUCAACCACAUCACCUCCUCCAUCAACCACAUCACCUCCUCCAUCAACCACAUCACCUCCUCCAUCAACCACAUCUCCUCCUCCAUCAACCACAUCACCUCCUCCAUCAACCACACCACCUCCUCCAUCAACCACAUCACCUCCUCCAUCAACCACAUCACCUCCUCCAUAAACCACACCACCUCCUCCAUCAACCACACCACCUCCUCCAUCAACCACACCACCUCCUCCAUCAACCACAUCACCUCCUCCUCCAUCAACCACACCACCUCCUCCAUCAACCACAUCACCUCCUCCAUCAACCACAUCACCUCCUCCAUCAACCACAUCACCUCCUCCUCCAUCAACCACACCUCCUCCAUCAACCACAUCACCUCCUCCAUCAACCACAUCACCUCCUCCUCCAUCAACCACAUCACCUCCUCCUCCAUCAACCACAUCACCUCCUCCAUCAACCACAUCACCUCCUCCAUCAACCACAUCACCUCCUCCAUCAACCACAUCACCUCCUCCAUCAACCACAUCACCUCCUCCAUCAACCACAUCACCUCCUCCUCCAUCAACUCAAACUCUUCAAAUCCAUUUUAA